Molecule: messenger RNA, 2109 nt
Organism: Lolium perenne
Lineage: Eukaryota; Viridiplantae; Streptophyta; Magnoliopsida; Poales; Poaceae
Product: bifunctional dihydrofolate reductase-thymidylate synthase
Biological process (GO): one-carbon metabolic process; dTMP biosynthetic process; tetrahydrofolate biosynthetic process
Cellular component (GO): cytosol; mitochondrion
Molecular function (GO): thymidylate synthase activity; dihydrofolate reductase activity
Source: RefSeq, a predicted model, not a curated record
UUGCUGAAAUGCUGUAAGCAGACAAGGUGAAUUUCUCGUUUUGUUAGUCCAGGAUCCAGAUGCUACUGGCAGAGGUGUUCAGAGCAGGAGCCUGCAUCGCUAGGGUUUCUCGACACGCAUCCCAAAUUCAGGCUGUGAGAUUUUUCAGCGUUACUUCUGCACCCGUUUCUCGGCUUGCAAAACGCCAGUCUCUGGCCAUCAGUAGCCUAAGAAGAUCUUACAGCUUAAAUCAACCUCGGCUUAUAGCCAUGGCAGCCGCUCUUGCCAAUGGCGAUUCAACGAACGGCCUUCAGAGGAACUACCAGGUUGUCGUUGCUGCUACCCGUGACAUGGGCAUUGGGAAGGAUGGAGUCUUGCCGUGGAGGCUUCCUUGCGACCUUAAGUUCUUCAAGGAGCUUACGCUGACUACGGCUGACCCUGCAAAGAAGAACGCGGUCAUAAUGGGACGGAAAACCUGGGAGAGCAUACCCCUUAAAGCAAGGCCUUUACCUGGCCGUCUGAAUGUCAUAUUGACUCGGUCUGGUAGUUUUGAUUUUGCAACUGCCGAGAAUGUUGUUAUCUGUGGAAGCAUGAACUCUGCCUUGGAACUUCUAGCGUCCACUCCCUAUUGCUUGUCGAUUGAGAAGGUUUUCUUGAUAGGGGGUGGGCAGAUACUGAGGGAUUCGCUUAAUGGACCUGCAUGUGAGGCUAUCCAUCUAACUGACAUUCAGUCAAACAUUGAGUGCGACACCUUCAUUCCUCCAGUUGACUUCUCGGUGUUCCAGCCAUGGUGUUCAUCUUUUCCAGUGGUUGAGAGCAACAUCAGGCAUUCUUUUGUGACCUAUGUUCGUGUGAGAAAAUCAGUUUUGGAAUCUCAUGACUCGAUUGGCAAGGAAUCAACUGAGAAUGAUAUCAAGAGUAGCAAGUUUGAAAUCGAGAACUUCUCUUUUCUCCCUAAGAUGAUAUUCGAGCGCCAUGAAGAGUAUUACUACCUCAACCUUGUCGAGGAUAUUAUAAGGCGUGGUGCUCAGAAAGGUGACAGGACUGGAACAGGGACGUUGUCUAAAUUUGGUUGUCAGAUGCGCUUUAACCUAAGGAAGAGCUUCCCCUUGCUGACAACGAAGAGGGUGUUUUGGCGUGGUGUUCUUGAAGAACUACUGUGGUUCAUCAGUGGCUCGACAAAUGCAAAGGUUCUGCAGGAAAAGGGUAUUCAUAUAUGGGAUGGCAAUGCGUCAAGAGAAUAUCUUGACAGUGUCGGCUUAGCAAAUAGGGAGGAAGGUGAUUUAGGCCCUGUUUAUGGAUUUCAAUGGCGACACUUUGGUGCUGAAUACACAGACAUGCAUGCUGACUAUACUGGAAAAGGUUUUGAUCAGCUAAUGGAUGUGAUUGACAAGAUCAAGAAUAAUCCUGACGACCGGCGAAUCAUCAUGUCUGCAUGGAAUCCUUCAGAUCUAAAAAAGAUGGCCCUUCCUCCCUGCCACAUGUUUGCACAAUUUUAUGUUGAGAAUGGGGAGCUAUCGUGCCAGAUGUAUCAGCGUUCUGCAGAUAUGGGACUUGGUGUUCCAUUCAACAUUGCAUCAUAUUCUCUUCUGACGUGCAUGAUUGCCCAAGUCUGUGGUCUCUCCCCUGGAGAUUUCAUCCACGUCAUAGGGGACGCCCACGUGUACAGAACUCACGUCCGAGCUCUAGAGGAGCAGAUCCAGAAGCUUCCCAAACCGUUCCCAAUUCUGAAGAUAAACUCUUCGAAAAAGGACAUCGAUGCUUUCGAGGCUUCGGACUUCAAGCUGGAUGGCUACAACCCGCACAAGAAGAUAGAGAUGGAAAUGGCAAUAUAGUGGUGCCAUUUCUGUAUCAUCAGAAUGUUCAUCCUGGGGUGCAAAUUGCACUUGUGUUGGAUCGUGGACUCUAGAAAAACUGUCUCCCAUUUUUUAUUUGGAGCACAGUGGUGACUCGAGUGUGUGAGUUGUUUGAGUGCUGGAAGGGCCGACUGGCUUGUGCCUCGUGACGAAAGACCAUAUUGGACUCGGAACUUGUAAGAGAUUCUUCUGUCUGCUAAUGAACUGAAGUGGCUGUCGAUGUGCCCGUGGUGCUGUAGUGUUUGAACUACAUAUAUCCUCACUUUAAACUUUA